This is a messenger RNA of Rhea pennata, 1042 nucleotides long. Its product is annotated as CDC42 small effector protein 2-C-like. The transcript is spliced from 4 exons. Gene Ontology annotation, molecular function: small GTPase binding. The record is from RefSeq and is a predicted model, not a curated record. Gene Ontology annotation, biological process: regulation of Rho protein signal transduction. Gene Ontology annotation, cellular component: plasma membrane. The coding region runs from base 669 to 899 and encodes 76 amino acids. NCBI's taxonomy places the organism in Eukaryota, Metazoa, Chordata, Aves, Rheiformes, Rheidae.
GGCGGUGGCCUAUGCCCAGACGCCGCUGUGCCUGUUUUGGAGGCUGCUUCCCUGACUCAUGCGAAGGGAAAGACGAGUCCUGUCGGAAAGCACCCCCGGAAGAGAGGCAGCGCUGCCGGCUUUCCGGAUGACACCCGCAGAGCUGCCGCAGGCGUGGAAGUGAGCCACCAGCUAUAUGGGUAGCGCUGAGAAAACUGCACUGCUCUACAGUUUCGAUGCCAAACUAGAGCGCUAUUUUUGGCUUUCACUCUCCUUUUUUUUUUUUAACACUUGUGGGUAAGCAUCAAGUGCGCUGCAGAGCGGACCUCUGCAGCAGCUGACGGCGUGAAGGGAUUUGUCCCCGGGCGCGGGACCGCGCUGCCGCGUCCCCGCCGAGCAGCGGUCCGGCACGGGGCCGGGAGCCGGGCGUGAGCUGGCGUGGCGAAGGACGGGAGCUGGCCGCGUGCCUGCCCGCGCGCGGGGCAGCCCUCUGGGUCCGGACGCCCCCGGAGCCGUAGCUAACGUGCAGGUGUAAUCAUCGGAUGAUUGCUGUGAUCUUCACCUGUGAAUCUACACAAGCAAUUCCUUGCCCAACUCACCUUAGCAACUGCAUCUUGGUCUUUGCACUGCUUUAAAUUUAAGAGAAAUAACGAAGUUUAACAAGACGUUGUAAUCCACCGAGAGCUAUAAUGACUGAGUUCCUGGUUUGUUUUAACUGGUGCAACGGUGAACCGCCCCAGCCGAAGAGGCGUCGGAGACUGGACCGGGAUAUGAUAGGAGAGCCCAUGAACUUUGUGCACACUGCGCACGUUGGGAUGAGAGAGAUGAGCACUGGCUUUUCAUCUGCUGUAUCAAUUCAGGACCACAUGAAGUCUAAAGGUGGCUACACAAAUGGCACUCCUGCAACGAUUCAAACAUAAACAAUUGAGAGAAGCUGAAAUCUGCCUUAUGAGAACCUCCUGGACUGAGUUUUCAUAUUACCUAAAACAUCUUUAUGAUGGAGUAGAGAGAGUACUUGAAUUAUAAAUAGGUCAGUGCAAGCUUUGGCAUUCUUUGCACAAUA